Molecule: messenger RNA, 837 nt
Organism: Ctenocephalides felis (cat flea)
Lineage: Eukaryota; Metazoa; Arthropoda; Insecta; Siphonaptera; Pulicidae
Exons: 2
Coding region: 1-837 (278 amino acids)
Molecular function (GO): protein dimerization activity
Source: RefSeq, a predicted model, not a curated record
AUGGCUUGUUUCGAUGAGGUAAUAGCAGGAAAAAGUGCAGCCCAUAAAAAUCCAUCAGAGGAUAAAAAUGAAGGUUCAACGGAAAUAGAUCUGUAUUUGAGUUCUACUAAUAUACACCGUCACGAAAAUCCAUAUAAUUGGUGGCACGCAAGGAAAUCGGCAUUUCCAUAUUUGAUCAAAAUUGCAGCAAAAUAUUUAUCGGCGCCAGGAAGUAGUGUUUAUUCAGAACGCCUUCUCUCCGAAGCUGGAAUGGUCUACAAGAAAAAAAGAAAAACAACGGGAGAGUACAUAACAAGAUCAAUACUGCAAGAAUUAGACAGAAAUGGACUAGACAUUCAAAACUAUCGAGGGCAGGGGUAUGAUAAUGGCGCUAAUAUGGUCGGUAUUAAUAAAGAUGUCGGAACAAGAAUACUCUUUAUAAAUCCGAGAGCAUUCUCUAAGCCGUGCGGAUGCCACAGCUGGAACUUACUUUUAAUUGAUGCCGCUAAAUCUUCUGGAACAUCAAAAAAGUUCUUAGCUUUUGUUAAUAAAAUAUUUGUAUUGUUUGCAAAAUCAAGUAAGCGUUGGGACAUCGUAAGAAUGAAAUUAAAAUUAACAUUAAAACCUCUUUCUGAAACGCGAUGGGAAAGCAGAAUCGGAGCUGUAAAAGCAAUAUUUCUGCAAUUUGAUGAUGUUAUAGAAUGUGUGAAUGAGCUGCAAACUAUGAGUGAUAAUUCGGGAACUCUAAGCGACUGUGACGCAGUCUUGAACGAAAUAAUGAGAUUUGAAUUUAUUGUUGCGAUACAAGUAUGGUACGAGAUGGCAAUCAGUUCAAGUCAACUUGAAAGUGGCUAUUGA